CAGGGUGCUCACUUUUGGUGAUCAACACUCUUUUCCCUCGCACUACUUUUCUCUCAUCCUUGCCACAUACUUACCAUCCACCGUCAUCACCAUUUAGCUAAAAACGUCAAAAGGACUCAGAGUAGGAACACCCUGUAUGUGAAACAGUGUGAAAUCAGCAUGGAGGUCAUAAAGCUGUUCACACUGCCCAUGCUCCUCAUCCUGUGCGGCGAUGUGGAGCUCAACCCCGGUCCAUUGCCGAAAGUAACCAGGAUUUCAUCAGUGACCGUCUCCAGAGCUCCAAGGUCAGAUGGUUCGCGUGUGAGUGUCGUCUUUACCGAUCAAAUGUCCGAGAAAGAAAUCUUGGCCUACGCCAGUACCUUCACCGAAGCCGAUUGGUCGUACAUAGGCCAUGACCUUGGUUACAAUGCCCAAGAACUGAACAACCUUCGUAGACGAUGUCCAAGGCUCAGAGAUGCUUUCUUUUUGAUGAUUAAGAUGUGGCGUGACAACGGGGGCGUCCGUAAGCCUGGAGGCUCCGUCUAUGUGAAGAAGCUGACGAUGACGUUCAAUAGAUCUCCUCCUAGUAAACCUAUCAAGGAAGAUGAAGAGAAGAAGGAACGAGAGAAGAAGCAAGCGAUGCAGCGAGAGAAAGCGAAGACCGAGAAGGAGCUUGCUGCUUACUCCCAUCCAGACAUCAAACCAAAGCUCAAGUCUUGCAAGUGUGGACGAUAUCAUGCAACAUGCGAGGCCAAAGACGUGGUGGAGAUAUGGAACAAGCACCUGCGAGAGGCCCGGAGGAUGCAUGAGACCAACCUCCGCAUCGUCCUCUUUGCCCCGCUGCUCUACAACAGAAGCACCCUCGCCCCAAAAUGGCAACAGUGGAUGAGGAAACUAGAUCUUAUCAUAGAUGAUUCUGCCCCUCUUGAACGGAAGAAAGAAGUAUUCUUCAGACUAGAUGAACUUGACAAAGUAUUAGAAUUUAUUCACACCAGGCUCUCAACGAUGAAAGACGAAGAUUACGAUCAAAUGACAUGGCUCUUAGAGGAAGUAGAGAAGGUUGAUGAGCUUCAGGUGGCCAUGGAAGUUGCAAAAACCAAUAAAUAUUUUGUCACAUUUUAUGAUAACUUGAAGACGAGAAAGAAAAUGAAAGAGAGUAGAGUCAGUCGUCUAAUGGCUUUGGUCACAAUCAAGCAAUAUUGGCAAUAUGUUCACCAUACAGUGGUCCAUAAAAAGGAAAUAUUAUCAUCCCUCAUGAAAUUGAGUGAAAAGGAUGAAAAGGAUAUGAAUGUUUUAAAGGACAGAGGAAAUCAUCUCUACUCAAACAACAGAUUCCGCAAUGCGCAUGAGAUGUAUACAAAGGCUUUAGCUAUAGGUGUAUUCAACCACAUACUGUACGGCAAUCGCUGUCAGACGUCUCUUCACAUGGAGGAUUUUUGGGAUGCAUUGUGGGAUGCUCGUCGCGCCAUUACAAUCAGCCCCGAUUGGCAAAAAGGUCAUUAUCGUUACGCCCAAUCGUUCUUUGAACUGAAGGACAUCGACCGGGCACUGCGCGAGAACAAGCGGGGGCAGAAGCUGGUCGCCGACAGUGGGCAAGAGAUCGAGCAGCUUCAGAAUCAGGCGACCCUUUUCAGUGAGGAGAAGAAAAGACUUGUGAAUCUCAAUAGCAAAAAGCACGAGGUCCCCGAUCUCGUGAGUGGGUCUGAGACGGACAGUGAUAGUGAUUCGGAUCACAGCAAGAAACCCAAAAAGCCAGUCAAAACCACAGACCUCAAUCGUGACCUCCAGAGGGGAAAACUUGACUGGGAGAAGAAAAGGCUUGAAGAUGCCCAGAAAGAGAUGGAAAGGGAAAGACAAAAAUUCAAAGAAGAGAUGGAAAAGAAAGCAAGGCGGGAACAAGAAAUCAGAGAGGAGAGGGAGCGAAGACGCCGUUUAGAGGCCGACCAGAAAAAGUUUGAGGAGGAUCAGAAGAGGAAGACGAAGCAGCUGAAGAAGGAAGUCCAGAAGCUGGAGCGGGAGCACAAAGAGUCGGAAAGAGAUAAGCGUGAACGAUUGAAGAAAGAAGAAAAGGAAAGACAUGAUAAGGAGAAGGAGAAGCAGGCCAAGAGAGAUGCCGAGAUCGCCAGACAGCAGCGAGAACAGAUGCGGAAAGAAAAUGAGCGUUUAGCCAAGGAAAGGAUUGAAAGGAACGCUAUCGAGAAAUGUCUAGCCGAUGGUUCCCUAGCCUUGGUCAGUGGUCAGUCUCGCCAGGCGGUCACCCUUUAUAACAAAGCAGCAGACCUACUCAAGGCUACGAACAAAGAGUACGGUGGUAUGCAUGAAGCAGACUACAUCGUCUUCCUGUAUGCACAAGCUACUGCCUACCUACGAUCAGGAAUACCCUCGGAAAUCAACGAAGCUCUGACCAGGUUUGAAAACAUCGCCAAAGAAUUUCCCAGCAUGCGCAAUGGACUUCCUUUUUACGGCCUGGCGACAUCACUCUAUAAACUAAACAGGUUUCAUGAAGCCCUUGACCCGAUAGAGAAGAGCCUGUUCAUCGCCACCCAUUUUGAGCACACCAUCCACACAUGGCCCGGAACGUUAACCAACAUUGAAGAAACAGAGAAAGGCAAGCUUGAGACCGCGUUGAAAGAGCUUGAGCAUUGGUGCAAGUACCCACCAAGCCCCGACGCCACCUGCAGGUACGUUGACUGCACCACCAAGAGAGAGAUGUACCUCUCAGAUCUAGAUUUCAAAGGCUACAUCAAGGUACGAUGCAGUGAACGCUGUUACAUUGACUACCACAUCAACUGCUGGAAGGCACUCAAGAAUGAGAGGAACAUCACAGGAGGAGAAAGGGAGGCUCUAAAGACCCCCUGCUCAACACCUGAUUGCUUAGGAACAUUGAGUGAUAUCAAAGUGAUUGGUGCUAACGGACUCCUCAAAACAGAAGCCAAGGUUGAGAAACCUCCAAAACCACCCAAGGAUGACACCAAGAAGAAAAAUACGCAGAAGCCGAACAAGGACCAGAAGAAAGGCAAGAAGUUCAAGAAGCAACACCAUGGUGAAAGCUCCAAGAUAGAGAAAGGCCAGGGGGAUGCAGAAGGUCAGGCUGGUCAUGGUCAAACUACAGAGGGCGCUCAUGCUGCCAAGGAAGAUGCAACCAGUAAAUCGGCUCCUGGGGUUGACAAACCAAGGGCUGGGUCGGACGCAGGCAUCGCCAUGGCAACAGACUCCGCCGCAGACGGCGCUGUAGGAGGGCAGAAGGGUGACGGAGCAGAAGAAGAGGAGGAAAUGAAACCUGAGGCUACCUAUGUUCUUAAGAGAGAUGACAUCGAAGAGAGAAAGGUCAAUAAAGUCAAGGCCAAGAAGUCACGCAAACCUGUUGUGUUUGAUGAAGCAGCCGCAUCUAACAUUGUCCAGAUUGAAUUUGCUCCUGCUAGUACGAGAAGACUUUAUGGGGCUGACGACGCGGAAGAACUUCAGGAGAGAUUGAACAGGGGUUGGCAGUCGAGACUGACCACGUCAGAUGACCGUCCCUUUGCCAUUCCUUCACAUCUCCAGGAUGCUGCACGGGGCAUAGAUGCUGAAUUCCAGGAGGAGCCGUCCAUUAUCCUUCCUGAAACGGACGAAGAGAAGAGCCAGAAAAUGGGUCUAUUUUUACAUUUCACCGAUAUCUUUUCAAACAACGGACCUCUCCACCUUGAGGAUCCAAUCUUGAUUGCUUCCAUGGAGCAUCUCACCUUCGAGCACCAGGAACUUAUAGCUAGGCGAGGUGGCCUCAAGCCAUUCCUCCGUGAAUCCAAAGACUUUGCCAUUGUUGGCAAUUACGCCAGCGUAAAGAGCGAUGCUCAGAAGUGCAAAGACAUAGCGGUUCUGAAUGGAUACCAGGAAGAGGAAGCGAAGGAUGAUGCUGCGAGAUACUCUCUGAAUCCAAACUCGGCUCCAUUCAUCCCAAAGACUUUGAACUCUGAUCUUAGCAUCUUCCAAACAACUCCAGUGGUUGAUGACUUUGAAUCGAAAGGUCUUGUGGGUUAUAUGGGUCUCCCAGGUGUCCCUAGACCCGUCUUCGGAUUGGAUUCGUUUGAGGGUUUUGAUAGUGACGAUUAUAAUGACGAGGAAGAUGAAUCAGACUCUGGUGAUAGUCUAGCCUCAUCAAACGAUGAUGAUGAGGAGGAUGAUAGCGAUGAUGAUGAUGAAGACAGUACUGAAUCUUUUCACGAAGCAUCGUCCGAUCUCCAUGCCGCUAAUUACGAUGGAAUAGAAUCAGAGCUGUACGAAUCGACCCUCCAAGGCAACGUCAGUGCUCUGUCCGAUUCCAAAGUCGACGACAUCGAUGACGAGGACUAUCACUGGGAGAAUCAUUACAGCUCUAAGGAACUCAAUGUUGAUGAGGUGAACGAUGCCAUAAUUCCAAAAGAGACUGAUGAUGCCGUCAUUGGCAAUGACUCCAAUGAUGUACCUAUUCAUGAACAGACCGAAAUAAGCACUGAACAGUCACAUCCACAACACAAUGAUGACGGGCUAACAGGAAAUACUGGGAGUAAUAAUAAUAAUACAGAAACCAAAGACACUACUGAUUCUACACAAGAUCUUGCAGUACAGGAUAGUAUAACAAAGUCACCAAUUCCUCCAGAAAUGGAAAUUGAUGCUGUAGAACUUGAUAAGGACGGAAUCGCCCAAGGUCAAUCUGAACCUGGUCAGAACGAUAGCCUCCACGGUGGAGCAACUGUUAUUAGUGAUGCCCAUGAAUCUGUAGAUAUUUCUAAAAAUUCUGAAAGUGAAACAGCAGGAACUACUCCUGCUGGAUUGACAUUGACGGUGCAAUUGGAACCGUCUGCAACUGACUCUGUGACUUCUGAAUUGAGCGAGGGUUCUGUUAAACAGUCUCUCGAACUCGAUGAGGAUACCAGUGAUGAUGGGACAUCUGUGGAUCAGGUUUCGAAUCUCAAACCCAGUGAUGAUAAUAAGGAGGAGGAGGCGGUAGAGGUGGAGGUAAAGGUGGAGGAGGAGGUUAAGGAGGAGGAGGUUAAGGAGGAGGAGGAGGCAGUUGGUGCCAGCACCUCACAGACUGAAGACUCCUCCAUUCUAACUCUCCCAGGAUCCCUUGUUUCAAAUACCCCGCCAGGAACCCUUGUAUCAAAUCCCCCUCCUGUAAAUAAUGACUUGAAAACACCAGACAAAACUCAAGGACAAAACCAAACCCCGGAAUCAAAUAAAUCUACAUUUUCUGAGAGCGACUAUGAGAAGAUGUUUGAAAAGAGACUGCAACAGUGGAAGGAACAACACCCGCCCUCUCCAGUCCACGAGCAGAGAAGCUUUGGCACAAACACUGAUGAACACAAGGACCAGUUGGAAUAUUUGCAAGAGAAGCUUACUCUCUUUUGUAGGUCUCUGGAACAGGCAAAAAGAGAGAAAAAACAGAUGGAGGAUAACAUGGCUAGGUAUCAUGACAACGUUAACAAGAGUGCAGAAAAAGAAGUAAUCAUUUGGAAACAAAAAUAUCAGGAUAUCCGGGAUCAAUAUCAAGAACUGGAUAUAAGCAAAAGCUUAAUGGCUUUGAAAUAUAAUGAACUUGAAGAGGCGCAUAAACCGUGUCACUCAAAGAUAAAGAAGUAUGAUGGUCUGAAGGAAAGGUUUGACAAACUGGUUCUUGCUUCAGCCGAAGAAAUAGAGUCGUUGAAGAGCGAGAUUGGCAUACUGCGGAACUCUGUCAAAGACAAAGAGAAGGUCAACAAGACACUUGACAGGCAGUCGAAGAAGCUCAUGGUUGAGAAACAAGAACUCCAGGACACCAUGUCCAAACUUCAAUCUGAGAUUGCCAUUGUGAACGAGGAGCGUCUUACAGCAAUUGCCAGGAGAGCUCAGAUAGAGAUGGAAUUGGAGGAGACAAGGAAGAUUCCUAAGGAACUCAAGGAAGCCAAGCAUGCCUUGGAGGUACGUCUCAAGGCCAAGGAAGAAGAGGCCGUGAAGUCAUUGGAUAGAGCCUGCAAAGCUGAGAGUCAAUUCCUGCAACUGUUUAUGUCGAAGGAGUUGAAACCAUUAGAAGAAGCCUGCAAUGAAGCAGAGUACCAUAUCAAAACUAUAGCCAACAUCCUGCAAAACAACCCUAUGAUGGAGGAGCAUGUUAGAGCUAUCCGGAGUAUGUGGCAGGACUGUCUUGCAACCAACCAACGUGCUGUUUCUAAAGCUCAGAAUGAAUUCCAAGCCCAGAUGCUUUCCAUUCAGAACGGAGGUGUCUUAGACGCCAUGAAGCCAGUGGAAGUCCCUGCUCCCUACAAGCCUGAGGGUCUCGUCAAAGGUGGAGGCUUCGGAGCCGGUAAUUCCCCCACCGGUCCACCAUCCAUGCCGUCUCCUACCACCAUGACCCAACCUGGCAUGGGUGGAUCGGGGUCAUGGUUGAUGUCAGGACAGAGGCAGGGCGGGGCAGACCCUAGGAUGCAGGCAGGGACACCACCGGUAGUAGACUCCCAGGAGGGGAUGAUGCCAACUUCGAUGAUGGAGGAAGUGCUGCAGAACAGUGGUGGAAUGGAAAACCAAUUUGCUUCCCAACCCCAAAGCAUCAGUGAAGCUCAACGCAAAGCCAGGGCACUUGAACAAGCCGAGGCUAUAGCAGAGGCCAUGGUCCAAGCCAGGGUCCAAGCACAGGCCGAAGCACAGGCCCAAGCACAGGCCCAGGCUCAAGCGCAAGCACGAGCCCAGGCACAAGCCCAACAGCUACAGCAAGCCCAAUUUCAAGCCAUGUCUCGAGCUCAGACACCACCAGUGGUCUCACAGGGAGAGGGUGCUAUGUCAGGCAAUGGUUUUAACCACCACCAGCAUCCAAAUGGUCAGUCUGGUCCUGACUCUGGAGCAUCGAGGAAAACUUUCACCGUUCCACCGAACAUGCAACACGCCCAGCAUCAGAUGCAGAUGUCGCAGCAACAAGUGGCCCGCAACCAACAACUUGCUGCCAUGCAGCACCAGCAACAGAUGGCUGCUCGGCAACAAUUUAUGGAGCAACAGGUCGCACGCCCCAAGAACAGCUUUGAAAGGAUAAUGCUAAGACUGCACACUAUCUACCCAAGUUACAACAAGGUCCAGUUGACUGGGUUUUUGAAGGAUGUCCGCACCUCAAACAACGGCUCCCUGUCUGGUCUGUCGGUAGACGACAUCAUCCGUCGUGUCGGUGAGCUCGUCCGUCAACGACAUCGAGAGACCGCAGGCAAUGCCUCCCAGAGAAUGCAGAGCAAAGGGUUCGCCAACCAGCAGGGCAUGAUGGGAGGGCGCCCUACGGCCCCGCCCGUCAACCAGCCAGUCAACCAGCAACCCAAGCGCUCCUCCUACCAACCGGCCCCCACCCCAUCCCAGCCGGCCUGGACCACCGUGGGUCACAUCCAGAAGGGUCUCAACUGGCACAAGGAGCUGGUGGAUGGGGAGGAGGAGGAAGAGGAUCCCUGCGUCAUCUGCCAUGAUGAGAUGAGUGGGGACGAUAUCUUGGAGAUAGAGUGUGGACACAUCUUCCAUGGACGGUGUAUCCAAGAGUGGCUCAAGCAGCAGAGCACUUGCCCGACAUGUCGCAAUUACACUAUCCUCAAGAAUGAUUAUCCAACAUUGCACAGGUGAGAGAGAGGGAGAGACAAGGACACAUGAAGAGGCCUAUAUCUUCCACCAUCUCUUAGCUCCAGUCUGUAGACUCUGUCACUGCGCUAGUAAAAGAGAGGCAGAGAGAUAUGGACAUGGUAGGCAGAUAUGAAGAAGCCUUAAAUCAAUUAACCUCCAAAGACUAAGCAUUUUUUCAAGAGCAGGGUCCCAUGACACAAAAUUUAGCGAUUAAUCGUGCGCUUGAUUUUUACGAUUGAUUGUGUAUUGUAGUCAAUGGAAUCAAUCGUAGAAAAGUGUUUCUAUGAUUAUUGCUAAGCUUUGUGUUACGUGCCCCAGAAAAUCCAAGUGUAAUGUACAUGUCAUCCAAGUUGAAUUUUUUCUGAAGUUGAAAACAAGAUUUCUGUGGUUCAAACAGAUAGAUGCACCUGACUGAUAAAUUUCAUCUGAGCCAAUCAGAUGCAGGGAUUUCAGUAGCUUACAACAAACAAGUCAGUGAAAGAUUACUGUUUUGUUCACAAAAUGUUCCUCUGAUUGAUUUUUUUUUUGCCAAUUUGAGUUAGUUACUACUUGAUUUCAUUUCACCCAAUCUUGUGGGUGUUUCAUUCAUAAAGCUGUUCGUAAGGUUACACACGACUGGUCACCUUCCUUGUGCCACACUAUCCCUAUGUAGCUCACUUAGCUUUUAAGAUCAUGUUCCAGUCGUGCGUAACUUUACAAACAGCUUCAUGAAACACCCACCUGUUCACCGCUGCACUGGAGGAAUUCAUUCGUAAAUUACUUGACUUGGAAAAGUAUGGGGCUAAACAUUGAAGGUGAGACCCGAGUAUCGUCUAUAAUUACCAUUGUAAUCACUAAUGAUGGAGAACAAUUUUAUUUCCCAAAAUUAUAACUGAAAAGUUAACUUCAUCUUUUGUUGCCAAAAUGAAAAUUGCAAUUGCCAUUUGUGUCUUUUCUGAUCCUGUUGUUUGACAAUCAGUCUUAUAUAAUCUUUUUUUUGUUUUUAUAUAUAUAUUGUCUUUUUUUUUCUUGUUAUCUGUGUCCCCUUACCACAAAACUUAGUGCUUGCUAUUUGGCCUGAUUUUUAUGUUUGAUUACAUUGUUCAAGAUAUAUAUAUAUAUAUAUAAUCAGAUGUACAAACUGAUUUUAUGAUCAUUAAUUCGCAAAGUUUUGUGUUACCGGCUCCAGAGUGUCCUUGAAAAUGUUGAGGUUUUUAUUGAUUUUAUAUGAUUUGAUCAAUAUAUUGAAAGUAUAGUGACACAGCCUUUAUUUUCUAAGUAGUGUGUACUACAGGAUAAAGCAACUGUCUUUAGCUUAUCCGGUAGAAAUAAGGGGUUAGUAAUAUGGAAAUAUAUAGUGUCUUUAAACAAUGGCUAGUCUGAUAUUUUCCACAUCCCUUUAAGCUUGAAAUAAUGAGGCAUUAGUUAUCAUUGAUUUGACAAUGAAAUGUGUGCAGUAACCUUUUUUUUUUUGCUACCCGAGUCUGUGAGAUGGUGUGAAAGUCCUGAAUAAUUGCACCCGAAAUUUCAUUAUUCACUGCUUCAAAAAGGGACAAA
Messenger RNA from Lytechinus variegatus (green sea urchin), 9096 nucleotides. RefSeq lists its product as uncharacterized. NCBI's taxonomy places the organism in Eukaryota, Metazoa, Echinodermata, Echinoidea, Temnopleuroida, Toxopneustidae. The record is from RefSeq and is a predicted model, not a curated record. The transcript has 38 exons. Gene Ontology annotation, molecular function: protein binding. Bases 160 to 7563 code for a protein of 2467 amino acids. Gene Ontology annotation, biological process: signal transduction.